AUGACCGCCACCCCUACGUCUCCUGCGCCCGAGGCCAUCACCGAGUCUGCAUUUUCCAUGGAGGCAGAUGCGGAACCACACUAUCUGGGUCCUCGAGCCCUCGUCGCCCUGAUGUCCUCUCUUUUCCUUGUCGUGAUCAUGUAUACCCUCGACAGCUCCAUCAUCGCGACCGCAAUUCCCAAGAUUACGGACCAGUUCCAUACGAUCGCCGACAUAGGCUGGUACGCUGCAGCAUAUCAGUUGACCAGUGCCUCGCUACAACCGCUCACUGGCAAGGCUUACACCUAUUUCUCCCUCAAAUACACGUUUCUCUUCUUUGUCGCCCUCUUCGAAGUGGGAUCGUUGAUCUGUGCCUUGGCGCAGUCAAGCACAAUGUUUGUGGUGGGUCGGGCAAUAGCAGGGAUGGGGGCUUCAGGGCUUCUGAAUGGUGCUUUGACGAUUCUUGCAGUGGCGGCUCCCCCGUCGCAACGGCCAAUGCUGAUGGGACUUAUAAUGUCCAUGGCAGGAAUCGGCCAGCUGGCUGGCCCCCUCAUUGGUGGUGCCUUGACUGAACAUGCUUCAUGGCGCUGGUGCUUCUGGAUCAAUCUUCCCAUCGGCGGCGUGACCCUGGCAAUCAUGCUGUUUGUCACGUUCCCGCCAUACAGAGCUCGCAAGGCAAAGUGGACAUUCAGGGAUGUCAUGCACGAUUUCGACAUCACCGGGUUCGCCAUUUUCGCACCCUCAUGCGUCAUGCUUCUCUUGGCCUUGGAAUGGGGCGGCACUACCUACUCUUGGUCAUCUGCCACAAUCAUCGGAUUGUUUUGUGGCAGCGGGGCUGCCUUUGCUGUCUUCUUCGUCUUGGAGUACUUCCACGGCGAGGCCGCCAUGAUUCCAAUGUCGCUUCUGCGCAUACGCGUGGUCUAUUCCAGUAUGGUGACUACAGGCCUACAGUUUGGUGGUAUGCUCAUAUUCUCCUACUAUCUUCCUCUGUGGUUCCAAACCAUCAAAUCAGCCUCCCCGACCAUGAGCGGUGUUUAUAUGCUCCCCACUUUCGGGACACAGGUCUUUGGUGCUAUCCUCGCAGGCACAGGUGUGUCUCGUCUCGGUUAUCCAAUGCCAUUCUCCGUGGUCGGGUCCGCCCUGACGGCCAUCUCUGGAGGUUUGAUGAGCACCUUCACCGUUCAUACAGGCACCGGCAAGUGGGUCGGGUAUCAGAUUCUCCAUGGUCUGGGACGGGGAAUUUCUUUCCAGCAGCCUAUCCAAGCAGUUCAGGCGGUCGUCAAGCCCGACAUGGUGGCCACGGCCACCGCAGCGGCUGCGUGGGCGCAAACCUUUGGAGCAGCCAUUCUCAUAGGAUUGGCACAGACGACUUUUAUCAAUCUUCUACGCCCUGCGCUGAAAAAGUAUGCUCCUGGUGUUGACGCCGACAAGAUCGUUGCGGCUGGUGCGACGGAUAUUUCAGCUGCUCUAUCUGCAUCAGACGACGCUCAAACGCUGGCGGGUGUGCUGAAAGCGUACAACCAGGCCAUUACCCAAACCUUCUACCUAGCUACGGGAUGUGCGGCUGCUAGCGUUGGAACAAGUCUGGGGAUGGGAAUGACUCGACUUGAACGCAAGCAGAAGGACCAAAACAAGGAUGAGGAACAAGGCAAACACGAGCACAACGGAGAGAGUGUUGGCACUACACAAACAGACUCAGCUUCUGUGGACGAGACCGAAGCCGAAGCCGCCAUGGAAAAUUCGGGUCCACGUCCUGUAAGCAUGGCCGAGGACAGACAUGACUGA
Messenger RNA from Capronia coronata CBS 617.96, 1764 nucleotides. RefSeq lists its product as uncharacterized. Gene Ontology annotation, molecular function: transmembrane transporter activity. The coding region runs from base 1 to 1764 and encodes 587 amino acids. The transcript has a single exon. Gene Ontology annotation, biological process: transmembrane transport. Lineage: Eukaryota; Fungi; Ascomycota; Eurotiomycetes; Chaetothyriales; Herpotrichiellaceae. The record is from RefSeq and is a predicted model, not a curated record.